Messenger RNA from Daphnia magna, 767 nucleotides. Its product is annotated as COMM domain-containing protein 2. The coding region runs from base 105 to 686 and encodes 193 amino acids. The transcript has 4 exons. NCBI's taxonomy places the organism in Eukaryota, Metazoa, Arthropoda, Branchiopoda, Diplostraca, Daphniidae. The record is from RefSeq and is a predicted model, not a curated record.
AUCGGAACAUAGUCCGUGUACCGUUGAAGUUUGUGUUGGUUUAUAGAUCAUGGCCUUAUGGCGGCAAUCGUAGUCUUCUACUUCGUAGUCUGUGAAACGUAGGAAUGGACCUGGCUGCUAAUUACGAAGAUUUAGCAUUUUUUCAACAUCAUAGCGAGGAUGUACUGAGGGAUUUUGUUGGAAUUGCUUGGGAAGUUUUGAUGAAUAAAAGUAAGCCCAAGUUGUAUACACAUGCUGCAUUGAAGCUGAACACUGAACAUGUGACAAUUGAGAAAUUGGUUGGAAAGAUCUCUCAGCUGCUAUUAGAGUGUACCAAGCUGAAAAUUACUAUGUCAGAAUUUGUUGACAGCUUACAACCAAUUUUACACGACAAAGUAUUUUUGCUGUGGGACAGUGUAGUCAUGAAGAAGGACACUCUCUCGGAGAUAUUGGUGAAAACUGAAAUUAACCAUGUUGAGUUCUUAACAUUGAAUUGGAGGUUUGAAAACACACUUGCAUCUAAAACAUUGGAGACAUAUGAAAACACAACUGUUUUCAUGGAGCUGCAGCUGAAAGAUAGAUAUUCUAAAAAACAUCACCACUUUGUUGCUGACAUUCCAAAUUUGUUCCAUUUGACAAACUUACUAGAGGUUGCCUUAAAUGAAACAAAAGCAAGCCAUAUUCGAAGAGCUUCAGCUAUGAUCUGAAGAAUACACUGUUUUCCAUUUUGUUAUUAUGAUUUUGUUAAAAGGCCCUAAACAGAAAAAAUAAACUAAACAAAAUAAUAA